This is a messenger RNA of Parasteatoda tepidariorum (common house spider), 2045 nucleotides long. Its product is annotated as trypsin-1. Gene Ontology annotation, molecular function: serine-type endopeptidase activity. Gene Ontology annotation, biological process: proteolysis. NCBI's taxonomy places the organism in Eukaryota, Metazoa, Arthropoda, Arachnida, Araneae, Theridiidae. The record is from RefSeq and is a predicted model, not a curated record.
UGUAGUUUCUGUUCACGUUUAAUUUAUAACUUCGGUAAAACAUAAAACAUUUGAAAAAAGAUAUGGAGUGUUGUAAGCUUUUCAGCUUAAAAGGAUAACUGUGCAAUUUGAGAAUUGUAGCUGUCUAUAUAAAGAUAAAAGCUUAUUUAACACCGAGAAUUUCGGAUUCAGGAAUCUAAAAUAAUAGGGUAGAGUAAUUAAAUUUAAACUAUUUUUGAUAAAACUAGAUAAAUAAAUAUUGAAUUAAUGAAUUAAAAUAUUAAAAUUAGUGAUGAAAACUCUUGUUGCUUUGUUUCUUGUAUUAGCUUUACAAAGAAUUUACGCCUCAGUUAACAUAGAAAAUUGUGGUAUAUCAGAAGUAAAUAUGGAUAUUGCAAGAAUAAUUGGGGGAAGAAAUGCUGUUCUUGGAGAAUUUCCAUGGCAAGUUUCUAUUAAAUUUACAAACAUAUUAAUACCCCUGACUCAUUUAUGUGGAGGUGCUAUCCUGAAUGAUAGAUGGAUAAUUACUGCAGCACAUUGUGUUAAUAAACGAUCAUCAAGGAAUUUUCGAGUUGUAGUUGGUAUCAUCAGUCAAUCAGACGAAACUUCUAUACAAUACAAAGUAGAAAAAAUACGAGUUCACGAAGGAUUUGAUCCUGAGACCUUCCUGAAUGAUAUAGCGUUAAUUCAGCUGAAAAAGCCUCUCCUUCUGAGUAAACAAGUGAACGGCAUCUGCUUACCGCCACUGGAGCAGAACGUGACUGGUUACGCCACUUCUGUUGGAUGGGGAGACACAAUCGAGGAUGGUGAUAUGUCAGAUAUUUUACAAGCAGUGGAGGUCCCUUUGGUUUCAUCUUCUGAAUGUGAGAUUAUUUAUGGAUCAGAUAUUUUUUAUGCCUUAGAAAUGCUAUGUGCCGGAGAACCUAACGGAGGAAUGGACCCUUGUCAGGGGGAUUCUGGAGGUCCAUUGAUUCAACGUCAAAAUGGAAGAGCUAUACUUAUUGGAAUAAUAUCCUGGGGCAUAGGAUGUGCACGUCCUGGUUUGCCUGGAGUGUAUACACGCGUAUCUAACUUUGUAAACUGGAUUGAAAAAAAUGUUCAAUAUUGUAUAGCUAUGAAAACUCAUCAUUCCAGCAUGUUUCUUGGAUACUGCUUAGUAAUACUUAAUUUUUACAUAAAUGCUGCGAAAAGCGAAGGCGAAGAAAACCCAAGUAUGGAAAAAUGUGGGAUCAGUAAAACUUCGGCAUCAGAUAAUAAAAUAGUUGGUGGACGAAAUGCUCUACAAGGAGAAUUUCCCUGGCAGUUAUCUUUUCAAAUGAGAAUAUUACCAAUGCUGAGCAGUUAUGAACACAUUUGUGGGGCUUCUGUAAUCAACAAACACUGGGCAGUAACUGCUGCACACUGUAUAGCAGGGGGAUAUUUUACAACAUAUAGAGUUGCCGCAGGAGUGCACAAUAUUACGACUCGUACUCUUCCAACUAAUCAUAGAGUUAUUCCUAUCGUUCAUGAAGGUUAUAAUCCUAUGACUGGCUUAAAAAAUGAUAUUGCUUUAUUGCGAUUGAUGUCUCCGAUGAAUAUGGAAGAAGCAGAAGGCUUAAUUACUGGAGUAUGCUUGCCAUCAAGAGAUAUGGCAGAUAAUACUACAGGCAUUGGUACAGUGACAGGAUGGGGAACUACAAGCCAGGGUGGAAAGUUAUCUGAAACAUUACAAGCAGUUGAUAUUCCAAUAUUGAAUGAUACAGUUUGUCAAGAGGUGUAUGGUGAUUUAUAUGAAAACACUAUGUUAUGUGCUGGCUAUGAGGAAGGUGGUCGGGAUUCGUGCCAGGGAGAUUCUGGUGGACCAUUUGUUCAAAGAUCAGAAAAUGGAGUUUCAACCUUGAUUGGAAUUGUAUCGUUUGGAAGAGGAUGUGCUCAACCCAAAUAUCCUGGUGUUUAUACUGAAGUUUCUCAUUAUAUGGACUGGAUCGUUAGAACAAUGAAUUCUCUUAACUCUUCUUAGAUUUGAUAGAUCAAGACUGCAACUGUUAUUUAUUAUGAAAAUAUUUUUAAUAAAAAUAUGUAUUGUU